Messenger RNA from Hibiscus syriacus, 1987 nucleotides. Its product is annotated as transcription termination factor MTERF4, chloroplastic-like. Bases 164 to 1684 code for a protein of 506 amino acids. Gene Ontology annotation, molecular function: double-stranded DNA binding. The record is from RefSeq and is a predicted model, not a curated record. NCBI's taxonomy places the organism in Eukaryota, Viridiplantae, Streptophyta, Magnoliopsida, Malvales, Malvaceae. Gene Ontology annotation, biological process: regulation of DNA-templated transcription. The transcript has a single exon.
CAAAUCCAGCCCUAGAUUUUCUUUUUAGGCACCUGUAAUCGCCGACGUAAUCCCGGUACAUCCAUUCAAGCUUCUGGCCGGCGGCUAAACAAUACCACGGCCUUCGCUCGCGCUGUCUUCGUUUGCCCCUGCAGCUUUUGAGGUAAGUAUCAAAUCUUUCUAAAUGCACUCGUCAGCCUUUCUCAGAUGGAAAAAACUCUUAAAAAUCAUCAAAAACACAUCUUUGAUUCAUCAGUGUUGCCCAAAACACAAAACCCUUGAAAAUCCAUAUGCUCAAACACAAAACCCUUUUGGGUUUUUAGUUGUUUCCCAAUAUUCAACUCAAUCCACCAAGUUUCCCGAGUACCAGAUGCCCUCCGUCACCUGGGGCGUUGUUCAGGGCAGAAAAGAAAAGCUAGUUAAUCGUGUCAAAAUAUGUGAUUAUAUCAAGUCUUUGGGAAUAAUCCCUGAUGAAUUAGAGAAUCUAGAAUUACCCUCUACCGUUGAAGUUAUGUGUGAACGUGUCCAGUUUUUGCAGAAACUUGGAUUAACCAUUGAUGAUAUCAACGAUUAUCCUUUAAUGCUCGGUUGUAGCAUGCGUAAAAACAUGAUACCUGUGUUGGGUUACUUGGAAAAAAUCGGUAUCCCGAAGUCGAAACUAGGGGAGUUUGUUAAGAACUAUCCGCAGGUGUUGCACACAAGUGUGGUUGUUGAGCUUGCCCCUGUUAUUAAGUUUCUUAGGGGGCUUGAUGUCGAGAAGCAGGAUAUCGGAUACGUUCUGCAGAAGUAUCCGGAGUUGUUGGGGUUUAAGCUUGAGGGGACCAUGAGUACUUCGGUUGCUUACUUAGUGAGCAUCGGGGUUAGUCCGAGAGAUAUCGGUCCUAUGGUAACACAAUAUCCAUAUUUGCUAGGGAUGAGAGUUGGGACUGUGAUUAAGCCACUUGUGGAUUACUUGGUUUCGUUGGGAUUGCCUAAGAAGAUUUUGGCUAGAAUAUUAGAGAAACGGGCAUACAUACUCGGUUAUGAUCUUGAAGAAACUGUUAAGCCGAAUGUUGAUUGUUUGAUUAGUUUCGGGAUUCGGAGGGAAGCUAUUGCAUCAGUUAUUGCACAGUAUCCACAAAUUAUCGGGUUACCUCUAAAAGCUAAGUUGUCUUCACAGCAGUAUUUCUUCAAUCUGAAGCUCAAGAUUGACCCAGACGGGUUUGCUCUUAUUAUCGAGAAGAUGCCACAGAUUGCAAGCCUAAAUCAACGUGUUCUUAUGAAGCCUAUAGAGUUUCUUUUGGGGCGGGGACUUCCAUUAGAGGAUGUGGCAAUGAUGGUUGUGAAAUGUCCCCAGUUGGUUGCUCUACGAAUCGAACUCAUGAAGAAAAGCUAUUAUUACUUCAAAAGUGAGGUGGGGAGGCCGGUCAAUGAGCUUGUGGCGUUUCCAGAGUACUUUACAUACAGCUUGGAAUCCAGGAUCAAACCCAGGUACACCAAGUUACAAAGCAAGGGAAUCAGGUCGUCGUUGAAUUGGUUUCUGAAUUGUAGUGACCAGAGAUUUGAAGAGAGAUUGCGGGGUGAUUAUAUCGAAUCAGAAAGUUUAGGACCAUCGUUCCGAAUGGGUGGGAAAUUGGAGCUACCUGGAAACGACGUUAUGUCUGAUGAGGAAGAGGAAGACGAGAGUGAUGAUGAAGUACUUUAUAGACGCACGGUUUCUCUGUAGUAAGAUUCGUUCCAAUUACAUUAAUGAAUCAGCUUUGAUUUAAGGUGCUAUAUCUCUAGUCCAUCUUUUUCUUUGUGCCCCUACUGUUCUUGGUAUUUGUUAUAGUUGGAUUCUCCAUAUUCAUUGUUUCAACUAUAGUGUUUGCCAUGCUUGCCCACAGUUGCAUCCACCGAGUCGUGUAGUGUGUAUGUGUAUGCAUAAGUGCAUUAUCACAUGCCCGCUCUUGCGAUAGACUAAUACAUUCAUGUAGACUUAUCUUGAUGAAAUUGGUUACUAUGAACAAUUCAUUGAACGUUCUGUUAA